Molecule: messenger RNA, 2393 nt
Organism: Microcebus murinus (gray mouse lemur)
Lineage: Eukaryota; Metazoa; Chordata; Mammalia; Primates; Cheirogaleidae
Gene: FMO5
Product: flavin containing dimethylaniline monoxygenase 5
Molecular function (GO): N,N-dimethylaniline monooxygenase activity; flavin adenine dinucleotide binding; NADP binding
Source: RefSeq, a predicted model, not a curated record
UUGUACACUGUCGGUUCCUACUUAUUUGACGAUAGCCAAGAGUCAGAGUGGCCCGGCAGAUCGCAGCUGGAGGAUUGGCAGGGGAUCCAGGAAAGGCGGGAGACCCGAACCUCAGUGACAUUUACCCAGCCAGGUGAGGAUCUCUGGAGACCAUGACCAAGAAAAGAAUUGCUGUGAUUGGGGCAGGAGUGAGCGGGCUGUCUUCCAUCAAGUGCUGCCUGGAAGAAGGCUUGGAACCUGUCUGCUUCGAAAGGACUGAUGACAUCGGAGGGCUCUGGAGGUUCCAGGAAAAUCCUGAAGAAGGAAGGGCCAGUAUUUACAAAUCAGUGAUCAUCAAUACUUCUAAGGAGAUGAUGUGCUUCAGCGACUAUCCCAUCCCAGAUCAUUACCCUAACUUCAUGCACAACUCCCAAGUCAUGGAGUAUUUCAGGCUGUAUGCUAAAGAAUUUGACCUUAUAAAGUAUAUUCGAUUUAAGACCAUUGUGUGCAGUGUGAAGAAGCGGCCUGAUUUUUCUACUUCAGGCCAGUGGGAGGUGGUCACUGAGUCUGCAGGGAAAAAGGUGACGGAUGUCUUUGAUGGAGUCAUGGUUUGCACUGGCCAUCACACCAAUGCUCACCUACCCUUAGAAAGCUUCCCUGGAAUUAAGAAGUUCAAAGGACAGUACUUCCACAGUCGAGACUAUAAGAACCCAGAGGGAUUCACUGGAAAGAGAGUCAUCAUCAUUGGCAUUGGGAAUUCUGGAGGGGAUCUGGCUGUGGAGAUAAGCCACACGGCCAAGCAGGUUUUUCUCAGCACCAGGAGAGGGGCCUGGAUCUUGAAUCGUGUAGGGGACCGUGGAUAUCCUUUUGAUGUGGUGUUCUAUUCUCGACUUAAAUAUUUUAUAACCAAGAUAUGUGGUCAAUCAUUAUUAAACACAUAUUUGGAAAAAAGGAUGAACGAAAGAUUUGACCAUGAAAUGUUCGGUCUGAAGCCUAAACACAGAGCUCUGAGUCAGCAUCCAACAGUAAACGAUGACCUGCCAAAUCGUAUAAUUUCUGGCUUGGUGAAAGUGAAAGGAAAUGUGAAGGAAUUCACAGAGACAGCUGCCAUAUUUGAGGAUGGCUCCCGGGAAGAUGACAUUGAUGCUGUUAUCUUUGCCACAGGCUAUACCUUUGCCUUUCCUUUUCUUGAAGAUUCUGUCAGAGUGGUCAAAAACAAGAUAUCCCUGUAUAAAAAGGUCUUCCCACCUAACCUGGAAAAGCCAACUCUUGCAAUCAUAGGCUUGAUUCAGCCCUUGGGAGCCAUUAUGCCCAUUUCAGAGCUCCAAGGACGCUGGGCCACUCAAGUAUUUAAAGGGCUAAAGACACUUCCCUCACAAAGUGAAAUGAUGGCAGAAAUAUCUAAGGCUCAAAAGGAAAUUGAAAAAAGGUAUGUGGAGAGCCAACGCCACACCAUUCAGGGAGAUUAUGUAGACACCAUGGAAGAGCUUGCUGACUUGGUGGGGGUCAGGCCCAAUUUGCUAUCUCUGGCCUUCACUGACCCCAAGUUGGCAUUAUACUUAUUAACGGGACCCAGUACUCCAAUCCAGUAUCGUCUACAGGGCCCUGGAAAGUGGGAUGGGGCUCGAAAAGCUAUCCUCACUACAGAUGAACGUAUCAGGAAGCCUAUGAUGACAAGAACAAUUGAAAGGAGUAAUUCUACCACUUCAACAAUGACAAUGGCCAGGUUUAUGCUGGCUGCUGUUUUCUUUGCUAUAAUCAUGGCUUAUUUUUAGCUGUCACAUUGUCAUUGCCCCAUUUCUCACUGGGAAGCUUGAUCUAGAGAUGCCUUCAGAACCUAACAAGAUUGGAUGAUUCUCACCUUUAUAUUGCCCAGAAAUCUACUUUUAUGUCUCUUUUAAAAGCAUCAAUCCUCUUUCCUCUGUUUCCUACAUUGAAAUCCCAGUUUUUCAUUUAUAUUGAUUCAUCUCCUUCUCAUGAUCCAUCACUUUUUCCUUCUAAUAAUCCCUAGACUGUGAGAUGAGGUAGUCUUUUAGUCAUCUUUCUAUGUCCUUAGCAGAGUUCUUGACAUGUGAUAGGUGCUUCAUAAAUGCUGUUGUUUAUCAAAUACUAUAGUGGGGAGUGUAAGUCAGCAUCUAUAUAAGAAAUUCCUUAUUCCAUGUAACUCUGCUCCUGAUCGGAUUUAGUUUUGUAUUAAAAGCUCAAUUUUGUAUGCUUUUAAUAUUAUAACUAAAUGUAUGUUUCCUGAGAGAUAAGAGAAAUAAUGGUCUUAUAAUAGUUGUACGUAUCUAAGAUAAGACAUAUAGAUACUUCAGACAUUUUGUUUCACUUGGUAUGCCUGAUACCUAGCCAUAUCUACUUCUUUUCCCUAAGCAACAUGUUUUUAUUUUCUCAAUAAAGAAACUACCUUCAAC